AUGAUUCUUCAAGACAUCUUGAAGAAUUAUAGGAGGAAAAAUAAUUCUCCUCGCUACACAAUUAAGAUUGAUAUCAGUAAGGCAUAUGAUACUGUGGAUUGGAAUUUUGUUGAGGAUUUGCUUAAUGCCUUAAACUUCCCUGCUAGAUUUUUUCAGCUGGUGAUGAUUUGUAUCAAGAGCACUUCUUACUCUCUUCUAAUGAAUGGCAGAAUACAAGGUGGUUUUCAAGGUGCUAAGGGUCUUCGUCAAGGUGAUCCCUUAUCUCCUUUGAUAUUUGUUAUGAUAAUGGAUUAUCUAACGAGAUGUUUUCUUCAUGCUGCUCUAGACUCUAAAUUCAGAUAUCAUCCUCUUUGCAAAAGUUUGAAGUUAAUAAACUUAUGCUUUGCGGAUGAUUUGAUUCUUCUUAGUAAAGGUUCUAAACAGUCCAUAAAAGUUCUUAAAGAAGUUCUUGAUGGGUUCAACAAUACAACUGGGCUUUUUAUCAAUGUUAGUAAAUCUCAAAUCUUUUUUGGAGGGGUUGAUUCCAGGGAGAAAAGGGAGAUCAUUAGGGAUAUUUAUUUGGCUGAAGAUUGUUUCCCUUUGAAAUAUUUAGGGGUACCUUUAAGACCAACUAAAUGGAAAGCUGAAGAUUGUGGGAUUAUCAUUAAAAAAAUCAGAUUGAGACUUAAUACUUGGGGAAGUAGGCACUUGUCAUUUGCAGGCAGAGUUCAAUUAAUUCAUUCAGUAUUACUUGGUCUUCGUAAUUAUUGGAUGAGCACUUUCAUCCUUCCUCAAAGUGUUUCUAAAGAGGUUGAGAAACUUUGUAGAGGUUUCCUUUGGGGAAUGAACGGGAACAGAAGCAGAAUCCAUGUGGCCUCUUGGGAGAAAGUGUGCCUUCCCAAACCGUAUGGUGGUCUCGGGUUUAAAGAAGGGACCAAAUGGAAUCAAGCUAUUCUAGCUAAAUACAUUUGGGCUAUCACUGAGAAGAGAGAUCUUCUGUGGGUUAAAUGGGUGAAUAAUAUCUAUCUCAAGAGGGUUUCUAUUUGGUCUUAUGAUUUAAAAGUGGACACUAGCUGGUAUUGGCGCAAACUUUGUAGAUUGAGACUUAAGUUCCCCAUUUCUGAGAUAUUGAUGGCAGAUUCUUUACUUUGCCCUGUUUGUGGAGACCAACCUGAAUCCCAUCAUCACUUAUUUUUUGACUGUUGCCUAUCUCGAAGACUUGUGGAGCUCGUGUUUCAGUGGCUGGGUUUCAGGGGUUGGCCGUUGGAUUUUGCUUGCUGGUUAUCGUGGUUAUCUCUGAAAGCAUCUGGAAUGGUGAGGCAUGUGAGCAUAGCAAUUUUGGCAGCAACUUGCUACAACACUUGGCUGAAUAGGAACAGAUGUGUUUUUGAAGGUUACUCUAAAUCAGAUUCUUUGAUUGCUUUAGAUGUAAAGACUAUAGUGACUUACAGGUUGUUCAUUGUUAAAAAUAGCAAAUUGUCUAGACAAGAUAGAGACUUUAUACAUAGAUUAAAAUGUAAUUAG
Molecule: messenger RNA, 1503 nt
Organism: Humulus lupulus (European hop)
Lineage: Eukaryota; Viridiplantae; Streptophyta; Magnoliopsida; Rosales; Cannabaceae
Exons: 2
Coding region: 1-1503 (500 amino acids)
Source: RefSeq, a predicted model, not a curated record